CAAGUGAGAGUGCGCGUUUAUAAGUAUCAUUACGGUAAUAUCGCGCCAACGGAAGAGUGUGCGGCACUAUCACUGUGUUUACGGUAAUAUCCGCAACAACCGAGAAGCUGCGCUAACAGAAGCGGACUGUUUCCCUGCGAUGUUUGAGGUCUGUUCCAUCAUACCUGAUGUUCAUUGAAGCAACGAAGAAAGUUGGAGCAACAGCAGUGUCAGAAACCUCAGAAUCUUGUAAAGCUAGAAAUGUUUUCUAGUUUAAAGAAGAACAAGAUUUUCUCUCCAAAAAGGAAGAAAAGGACAGAAGCAAGCGAGCCUUUCACCUGUUCUCACUGUGGAAAGUGUUUAAAAAACAAAGGUCAUCUUCAGAGACACGUGAGAAUUCACACUGGAGAGCGCCGAUACACAUGUACUCAGUGUGGAAAGAGUUUCAACUGCAAAUCAGCGCUUGAGGUGCACAUUAGAAUUCACACUGGAGAGCGUCCUUACACAUGUCCGCAGUGUGGAAAGAGUUUCAAACGCAAAUCAACGCUUGGGAAGCACAUUAGCAUUCACACUGGAGAGUGCCCAUACCCGUGCCCUCAGUGUGGAAAGAGUUUCAAACGCAAAUCAACGCUUGCGAAGCACAUUAGAAUUCACACUGGAGAGCGACCAUACCCGUGCCCUCAGUGUGGAAAGAGUUUCAAACGCAAAUCCACACUUGAUGACCAUGCGAGAAUUCACACUGGAGAGCGUCCAUACACAUGUCCUCAGUGUGGAAAGAGUUUCAGACAGAAAACAAGUCUUGAGGUGCACAUUAGAAUUCAUACUGGAGAGCGUCCAUACACAUGUCCUCAGUGUGGAAAGAGUUUCAAACAGAAAUCAAAUCUUGAGGUCCAUAUGAGAAUUCACACUGUAGAGCGUCCAUGAACAUGUCUUCAGUGUGGAAAGAGUUUUCAGCAUAAAUAGUAGAUUUGCUGUUAAUUUACUCAUCAAGAUGUUUCUUCAGUAGAGCAGGAAGGGUUUUUAGCUGCUACCCGUGAUAUCAAGACCAGUAAAAAUGUGUACAAUUACAAAUACAUAAAUGACUUCAUUGAUUUAAAUUAAAUUAACCGUAAUGUCUCAAAAAAGCUUUGCCCAUACCUCUUUGAAUUUUUGUACAGUACACAGACAUGAUCACUUCUGAUAUACAGGUCAAUGUCUUGUGUUCUCUUCAGGUUCAGUGUGAAUGAUGUCAGAGGUGAUUUCAUGUUCAGUGUCUCAACAUUGAUCUGACACUAAAGAACAACCGUGAUGUUGUGUUUUGUGUCUGUAAGUUAUUGAGUUAGAGGAGAUCAUCCUGAAAGUGUGUUUGAAUGAUGAGAUGAAGUUGAUUUUAUUUCUUGCGUAAAUACUUUUAGUUUUCUCUUUAUGUUUCAUAUUCUUGAUGUGUUUGUUGUCUUCUCUUAAGCUCUAUAUGUUAUUAUACAGUAAAGUC
This is a messenger RNA of Triplophysa rosa, 1450 nucleotides long. Its product is annotated as gastrula zinc finger protein XlCGF49.1-like. Gene Ontology annotation, molecular function: DNA-binding transcription factor activity; RNA polymerase II cis-regulatory region sequence-specific DNA binding. The coding region runs from base 241 to 903 and encodes 220 amino acids. The transcript has 2 exons. NCBI's taxonomy places the organism in Eukaryota, Metazoa, Chordata, Actinopteri, Cypriniformes, Nemacheilidae. Gene Ontology annotation, biological process: regulation of transcription by RNA polymerase II. The record is from RefSeq and is a predicted model, not a curated record.